AUGGGGUGGUUUAUGUACGAGUCUAACUCGAGUGUAACUGAUGGUGGUAGGAGUCUUACUGAUGGUGGUACGAGUGUAAUUGAUGGUGGUACUGGUGGUACGAGUCUGAAUGGUGGUGGUACGAGUUUAACUGGUGAUGGUACGAGUCAAACUGGUGGGGGUACAUGUACGAUUGUAACUGGUGGUGGUACGAGUUUAACUGCUGGUGGUACGAGUCUAACUUGUGAUGGAUCGAGUCUAAAUGGUGGUGGUACGAGUCUAACUGGUGGGGGUACAUGUACGAGUGUAACUGGUGGUGGUACGAGUCUAACUGGUGGUGGUACGAGUUUAACUGCUGGUGGUACGAGUCUAACUGGUGAUGGAUCGAGUCUAAAUGGUGGUGGUACGAGUCUAACUGGUGGGUGUACAUGUACGAAUGUAGAGUGUAACUGGUGGUGGUACGAGUCUAGUGGUACGAGUCUAACUGGUGGUGGUACGAGUUUAACUGCUGGUGGUACGAGUCUAACUGGUGAUGGAUCGAGUCUAAAUGGUGGUGGUACGAGUCUAACUGGUGGGUGUAACGAGUCUAACUGGUGGUGGUACGAGUCUAACUGGUGGUGGUGCGAGUCUGUCUGGUGGUGGCACGAGUCUAACUGGUGGUGUUACGAGACUAACUGGUGGGGGUACGAGUCUAACCGGUGGUGGUACGAGUCUAACUGGUGGUGUGGUGGUACGAGUCUAACUGGUGGUGGUACGAGUCUAACUGGUGGUAGUCCGAGCCUAACUGGUGGUGAAACGAGCCUAACUGGUGGUGAAACGAGUCUAACUGGUGGUGGUACGAGUCUAACUGGUAGUGAAACGAGCCUAACUGGUGGUGAAACGAGUCCAACUGGUGGUGGUACGAAUCUAACUAGUGGUGGUACGAGUCUAACUGGUGGUGGUACGAGUCUAACUGGUGGUAGUACUAGCCUAACUGGUGGUGAAACGAGCCUAACUGGUGGUGAAACGAGUCUAACUGGUGGUGGUACGAGUCUAACUGGUAGUGAAACGAGCCUAACUGGUGGUGAAACGAGUCCAACUGGUGGUGGUACGAAUCUAACUAGUGGUGGUACGAGUCUAACUGGUGGUGGUACGAGUCUAACUGGUGGUAGUACUAGCCUAACUGGUGGUGAAACGAGCCUAACUGGUGGUGAAACGAGUCUAACUUGUGGUGGUACGAGUCUAACUGGUGGUGAAACGAGCCUAACUGGUUGUGAAACGAGUCUAACUGGUGGUGGUACGAAUCUAACUGGUUGUGAAACGAGUCUAACUGGUGGUGGUACGAGUCUAACUGAUGGUGGUACUAGUCUAACUGGUGUUGAAAGUCCACGGUUCGUGCUACACAGAAUAUCUGACCGUACUUAA
Molecule: messenger RNA, 1383 nt
Organism: Mizuhopecten yessoensis (Yesso scallop)
Lineage: Eukaryota; Metazoa; Mollusca; Bivalvia; Pectinida; Pectinidae
Product: loricrin-like
Exons: 2
Coding region: 1-1383 (460 amino acids)
Source: RefSeq, a predicted model, not a curated record